Adelges cooleyi (spruce gall adelgid) is the source of this 1965-nucleotide messenger RNA. RefSeq names its product testicular acid phosphatase homolog. Gene Ontology annotation, biological process: dephosphorylation. The record is from RefSeq and is a predicted model, not a curated record. The coding region runs from base 253 to 1362 and encodes 369 amino acids. The transcript is spliced from 6 exons. NCBI's taxonomy places the organism in Eukaryota, Metazoa, Arthropoda, Insecta, Hemiptera, Adelgidae. Gene Ontology annotation, molecular function: phosphatase activity.
ACAAUAAUGUUUUUUUUUUUUUUAUUUUAUCUCGAAAAACCUUGAUUGAUCAUUGUUGGUGUUGUGAAUAUCAAAUACCUACCUAGCUUAGCUGUUAAUUAACUAGUUUGUUUAUAGUCUGUAUAAUUUACACUGCCGUUACUGAUGUAAAAUUAAUUAAACACAUAACCAACAAUCGUCGUGUACAGUUCAUGUAAUAUUAUAUUUUUUAUACUUCAUGCUACAUCGCCUUAGUCAACGAAAUCCACCAAGAUGAUUGAUCUUUUGAAGAUGUGUACACUUUUGUUACUCAUAAGUGUGACUUGUUGCACGUGCAACGCCAACAAUUCAAACGAUUUCCAGCUGAAAUUCGUUUUUAUCUUAACGAGGCACGGAAACCGGGCGCCGAUUAUUCAGUACAAGAACAACACUAACCGCAUCAACUGGCCAAGGGGCUUGGGUGAGCUGACCGACCAGGGCAUAUGGAACGCUUACAGGGCCGGCCAAGCGCUCAGAGAGCGGUACAUAAGCUUUUUGAACCCGUCGCAGCGGUACAUCCCCUCGGAAAUAGACGUGUCCACCACCACGGUAGACCGUUGCUACCAGACGGCCGGUUACCUGUUGGCCGGCAUGUACCCUCCCAACAAACAGCAGACUUGGAACGCGGAUUUGAAAUGGCAGCCCGUACCGAUCAAGAUGAGCCUGUCCAGAGAUCACCAUUUGUUUGUGGAAAACGCAAACAAUUGCCCCAAAUAUUGGGUUGACUUACACGAAGAGUGUGAAAACGCCAUGAAAACUGAAAAAGUCAAAAGCUUAGUGAAUUACAUGAAAAAUUAUACGUCUAAUCCUCUAAACACUAUGUAUGAAGUAUUGCAAGUUUGCGACGUCAUAUGGACUGAACGCAUGGCAAACUAUUCAAUUCCUAGUUGGGCGAUAAAACGGUUUAAUGAUAUCGAGGAUUUCAUGUUGUUGAGCAUGAAAAUAACGAACAGUAAAUCUGAUCAAAUGAAACGUUUGUUUUCAGGAGAUUUAUUAGGUAAUGUGUUGAAUCGUAUGAAUGCAGUUUUAAAUAAAUCACCAGACGCCAAAAAAAUAUAUUUACACGUUGGACACGAUUCGACUAUUGUCCCUUUACUUAACGCGUUGAACAUACCAGGCAUAGUAUACCCAUACUAUGGGGCAGCAGUUCUUAUGGAGUUAUAUGCAACACCUUCAAAUGAAACAUUAGUAAAGCUUCUUUACAACAAAAACUACGAAUGGAAAGAAUCAAACAUUCAAUUACUCGAACUACCCGGUUGUCCUUCACCGUGCGGACUAGAUAAUUGGCGCACACUCACACAAAAAAUUAUACCUCAAAACUUAAGUGAAGAAUGCAAACUUUAAUGAAAAAAAAAAAAAAAGUGCCAGAAACUAAAUAUGAGAUUUUCAUAUUGUGUAUGUUUUGUGGAAUUUUAUAUAUAUAGAACAAAAUUUUAUGAAAAUAUAGAAAACCGUUCAGUCUGUCUUUGAAAUUGCCUCCAAGCGUUCCAACAAUUGUGGAUGAGAAUGAUGCCAUGCCGAGAACAGAGAGUCAUAAACUGGGAAGCUCAGAUUGUCAUUGUUUAAUCUAAUUAAUCCACUCUCCAGUGACUUUGCAAAUCCUAGUUUUUUGGCAAAUCUGUCCGCUUGAAAUUCCAACUGCCUGCUCAAUGUUGUCAUUGCGAAUGAUAUCACAGUGUUGUAAGGUGAAAAUACAUAUUGGAAUAUAAUCGCUAGACCAAUAAUAACGGGAUGAGUAGUUUCAUAAAAUCCAAAGGCUCGAUACAACAUCGAAUUGUCAUACAGCCAGCCAAAGACAAAGAGCAUGAUAAACAAAUUGACCUGGAAUGCGAUUAAAAUAACACAACAAUUUUAGUUAUACAAUGUAACUGUAUAUAAAAUAUAUUUUAUGAUGUAGGCAAUACCUGUGAUAUCAUGAUGAAGAAUAAAAUAUGGUUUAAUUUCCAA